This is a messenger RNA of Pollicipes pollicipes, 1254 nucleotides long. RefSeq names its product intraflagellar transport protein 74 homolog. The transcript is spliced from 11 exons. Gene Ontology annotation, cellular component: intraciliary transport particle B; cilium. The record is from RefSeq and is a predicted model, not a curated record. NCBI's taxonomy places the organism in Eukaryota, Metazoa, Arthropoda, Thecostraca, Pollicipedomorpha, Pollicipedidae. Gene Ontology annotation, molecular function: beta-tubulin binding. Gene Ontology annotation, biological process: intraciliary transport involved in cilium assembly; cilium assembly. The coding region runs from base 1 to 1254 and encodes 417 amino acids.
AUGUCGCGCAUGGGCUCGGGCCGCCCCGUCACCGGCUCCAUGGAGAAGAUCCGGGACAAGAGCUACUUCAUGGGCCUGCUGCGCACCAAGACGUCCGAACUGCGCUCCGAGGUGGCCAAGCUGCGGCGCCAGGCGGACUCGCUGAACCAGGAGCAGGCCACCUACACCACCUACGACACGCGCGUCAAGGAGAUGGCCGGCGAGCUGCUCGAGCAUCAGGCGGAGCUGGCUGACUACAACGUGCUGGUGGAGCUGAUGAACAUGGACUCGGACCGGUCGGUAGUGGACGGGGAGUUUGAGGAGCUGAGGCACAGAAACGGAAAGGAAGCACUUCUUGUUGAGAAACUGUUCAUGAAUCGCAAGGAAAAAGAAAACGAGAUACACGACGUCGAGAACCAAAUUGAUCAGGAGCGGCGGCUGGCCGACACGCUGGUGGAUUCGAUGCCCGGCGAGGUGCGGGACCGCUACAUGCGGCUGCAAGAGCGGAACGUGCAGCUGCAGACGGCCAUCGAGCACGCCCAGCAGCAGGCGGACGCGCUCGGCGCCAGGAAGAACGAGCUGGACGCCGACCUGGCCGCCUCGCCGCUGAAGCAGGAAGCGGCCGUGCAGUACGACAAGCUCAGCUACUUGGAGACGAAGAGGAUGGAGCUGCUGGACGAGAAGAACUCGCGCGAGACUCCCGAACAGGAGCGGGAGCGCCUCCUGCAGCAGGUGAAGGCAGAUAACCAGGAGAUGGGAACUCUGGAACGCCGCAUUCACGAGCUUAAGUCCGAAAUUGGAAAAGCCUCAGAAGAGCUGCAGAUAACUGAGAACGACCUGGAGGACAGCAACUCGGACCGCAACCUAAAGUACCGCGAGCUGCGGAGGCGGGAGGAGGAGAUGCAGGAGUUCCUGCUGAAUUACGACGAGACGAAGGCGACCGAGACGCAGGGGGUGGCGCAGGCCGAGGUGGAGGUGUUGCGCACACUGGAGACCAUCAGCAAGAAUCUGGGCCACGUGCGCCACCUGCCCUCGUUCACGUCCAAGGACCUGGGGGAGCUGAGGGACAGUCUCAUGGUUAAAGAAGGAGAGACCGCCAAGUCCAGGAACACCUUGACCGACCUUGCCACUAAGCAUCAGCAGCUGCAGGCCAAUCACCAGAAGAUCGAGGCGCUGGACGAAAAAGUCAGAGAUGAGAUGAAGACCCUGCGAGAGAAGAUGACGAAGAUGCGCGAGGAGAUGGUGAUUCUAUCGGACCUUCCUGCACUUAAGUAA